Molecule: messenger RNA, 13197 nt
Organism: Strongylocentrotus purpuratus (purple sea urchin)
Lineage: Eukaryota; Metazoa; Echinodermata; Echinoidea; Camarodonta; Strongylocentrotidae
Product: neurobeachin-like protein 1
Exons: 55
Coding region: 144-8573 (2809 amino acids)
Biological process (GO): intracellular protein localization
Cellular component (GO): membrane; cytosol
Molecular function (GO): protein kinase binding
Source: RefSeq, a predicted model, not a curated record
CGUUAAUUUCGUGGACAACAUAAUCAACAUGUCACUUGUUCAGUGACUUGGUUUGGAUUGUUCCUCGAUUGCCGAACCUAAAUUCUGCAAUAAUUGUAGAUUUAGGCCUCUUCGAUAGCUGACAGUUAUCUAAGGUGGACAGGAUGGGUUCUCAAGAGCAGAUGUAUGAGUUAUGGAUGCAUUAUAGCUCAAAGAGAGACAUCCAGUUUUUCAAGAGGUAUGUGGAUCGAUUCCUCCAACAAUACCCAGCUUCAAUCGAUUUGGAAUUCACACAUUUAGCAGAAGGGAGGACACUAAGUGGUCCCAACUCUGCGACCCUCCCAGACGGUCUGUUAGAGACAUUGGUGGUUGAGCUGGCAUCCUGUAGUCUGCAAUGCAAGGAGGUGAUAUCUGAUUGGGACGUCUUGCAGUACGCCACACAGAUUGUACAGGUGCUCAUCGCAACAUGCAGACACCAUGACAACAUUGCCCUCGUUGGAUCCUGUGAAUAUUUCAAGCACAUCAUUCCGCUGGCCACAGCUGCCUUUAAAACGAUUCCAUCACAGGAAGGUCUAUACCUAGAGCUUCUUGUGAACUUCAUCCAGCAUUCCCUGCAUCUAUUAGAAUGUAUGUACGACCCUUUGCACCUCUGGAGGAGACAUCUCUCAAACCAUGUCGGAAAGACGACCCAAAGCUCCCGACCAGCUCUCCUAAGUGUGGAGGUGGUGCCGUUCUUCUAUGAUUGUUUGUCUAAUCCUACCUGGUCGAUAGCCAUCAAGUCAGGCCUUCAUUGUCACGUCCUUCACAUGUUUGGUGCUAUCGUCACAGGUUCAAAGCCCAACGCACAGAUGGCAACCACGCCCCCUACAGUCGACAUGCUAUUUCGCUUGCUGACGAGCGAGUCGGACCAUGGCGUGACCAGAGGGCCUGAUUCUGAGAAACACUCGGUUACGGAGCUGGUACUCCGAUGUCUGGUACAAAUGAUCAAGGUCAUACACAGCUGUUGUCCUGAAGAAAGGCAGGUAGAGUUGAGUGAGUUGUUGGAGCAGCUUCUUCAGGCUUUGAGGAGUAGCCAUAGAAACAGUGAUGUACAAUAUGCAAUAUUCAGAAGCAUCCCUCAGACACUAUUAGAUUCUUGCAGCAACAAGAGCAGCCUCCAGAGGGCAUUUGUCAAAGCAGAUGUAUUCACAACUCUAUUGACCAUCUUAGAAACAGCAACGGUUUCCGAUGGCAACAAGCAAUUAGCCGUCUUCUUCACUGUUCAUCUCCUUGGUGCUAUUCUCAACGGGUCUCUUUACGCCAAGGAGAUCUUCAAAGAGACGAUAGGAUACGACAAGCUUGGGGAGCUGAUCGAUCGACUAGGGACUCCAUCGCAGGAACUCAUUGAAACCUUGAUGGACAUGGUAUUUGACACACCUUACAAACCAGACAACAAGCUGCUCAUCCAGAAUACGGGCGUGGUCUCCCUCCUCCUCUUCCUCCUCCCCCUCAUCCAUCACAACCCCACCCUACAGGAGUUUGUCGUCGACGGCCUGGCCCACAGCUGCGUGUCAUGUGACUAUAACCGCAUGCAGUGUUGCUAUGACGGUAUCGUGUCAGGGGUCAUCAGAGCUCUGCAGUGCAGGGAACAGUUGCAUCGGAAAACGGAAGAGAGGUUAAUAGGCCUACUAGAGUCACUUGGAGCUUACAGCAUUACAUCAUCCCAACUCAAGACUCUGAUUGGCUUGAUGAGAGGCGAGGAUGACCAAUCACUGUCUGGUAAUUGCACGAGACUCAUGAGGGCGCUGUCUAGAAUGGCUCGGAAGGAGGGCAAGCUCAGCGCUCAUCACUACUUUGACUUUCAAGCCGAUGAAACAGGUAUCUCAAUACCAGUGAUCAAGAAGUGGCCCGGUAGUAGUUUCAGCUUUCAUACAUGGGUGUGUCUCAACACCACACCUGUCACCCUUGAGAAGGGGCUCUACAGAAGGCAGCUCUACAGUUUCUACACUGCCAGUGGAUGUGGGUUUGAAGCGUUCUUCACGUUGGAUGGUGUCCUGGUUGUAGCCAUCUGCACCAAGAAAGAAUUCUUCUCUGUCUCUCUCACUGAUUAUCCAAUCACUGAUAAUAACUGGCAUCAAGUAAACAUAGUCCACUAUGGCUCCAAGCGUCCCUUUGUUCAGAGUCAGCUUUCCACCUUUAUUGAUGGUUAUCUCAGGCAAACAUCACAGCUCAAGUUUCCUGCCAUGGGAGAGCCUUUUGUCUCCAGCUUCAUCAGUUCUCCGCCGACCUUCAAUUCCCUGGAGCAGGAGGAUGAGAUUGAUUCCACCGCCGUCGCGAUGAGACCGCGAUCGACAUCGACGACCACCAUCUCGUCUAAGAGGCCGUUUACCCUGCGUGUCUUGAAAGGCCAGUCACAGUCUAUGUCAGAGGAAACCCCUAUCAGCAUGGUUCCAGCAGACAUGAAGUACCUUGAAUGGGGUUCCUCAAGGUCACUGCAAGGUCAGAUGGGUAGUGCGUGUGUGUUCUAUGAUACCCUCACCCCACUUCAGGUCAAGAAACUUUAUGCCGCUGGUCCCAACGUACUGACCUUGUUUCAGGUCGACGACCCCGACCUGGCAGACCUGAACAGCAAGGUCUUGAUCUACUACCAUGGUAAGGCUUGCAAGGACAGUACCUGUAUGGAUCUGUCCAGGAACCAGCCCUAUGAUGGCUCUCUGACGGGUCACAGCUGUAGUACUGGUCGUCUCAAGGAUGUACUGAAUUGCAUAGGAGGGGUGCAGGGACUCUUUCCCCUCCUGGAACUGUCACUCCAAGGCCAAGCAGGGUCAGAGGUCACGACCCCAGAGGAAGUAGAAUCCCCAACAGCAUCAGUCAAUGUGGAGAAUGUGGACACUGACUGGGAGAUCCUACCAAUGAAUAUGCAAUGUGAGGCACGGCUAGAGAGGAAUCGUAUCUCAGGCUUUCUAUCACUCCUGAAGAAUGUUUGUAUUGGACAUUCCAUCAACCAAGAACUCCUUCACAAAACACAAGGUCUAGCGACAAUAGGAGCUCUACUCCAGAAGGCGGAGUCUUCCCUGAUAGACGUCAAUGUCCUGAUGGCGGUUCAACUCCUGGUUGAGUCUGUCUGCGCAGGAAGCCCUCAUCUCCUAAAGUCGGCUCACCGUCACCUUCUCUUUGACUUCAGGAUAUGGAGCAGGAGUGAUUUCCCUGUUAGGAUAGGUCACAUACAGUACUUAGCAACAAUCAUCAAGGAUAACAGGAAGACCUUUCGCAAGGCAUAUGGAGUGCAAUUCAUGCUAGAUGUCAUCAGAGCAUACUACAGUGGUGACACAGAUAUCACAGUAGAUGAUUCCAAGGCCAUCAGACAUUCCCUGCGAGGUUUGAUCCGGUACUACGUCUACCGCAGUAUCAACCAUCAGGAGCUGCAGUGUAUUCUAGGAUUCAUCGCAGCUGUGAAGGAGCAGGCCCUGAUUGAGGAGGCCCUGGAUCUUUUGUUGUCCCUGAUGGAGACUCCAGGCAAGGAUCAGCUGCUUCUCCUCCUCUAUGAGCAUGGCUCUGCAGACCUCCUAUAUGUCCUCCUGACCAGGCCCGAGUAUUCAGAUGGAGUCCAGGUCAGAGUACUCAAGCUGUUUGCUGGGAUGCUACACUCUACCAAGGUCCAGGAGAAGAACAAGACUAGGAUCCGUCUGCAAGACAUUGGAUUCUCUGGUCUAACCUUACUCAUGGAACAUGCUGCCGUCAGCAUGUCGGUAGCCAGGACACUUGUGGAACUGGUCACAGAGGGUCAACUGAAUCAUAGAGGCCUGCUUGCUGUUCUGAAGACGCUUCAUUCAGCCAAUGCCUUGGUCAAGUUAGAAGCCUGCACCCAGCUUCUUCACAUCCUCUACACACAGCCUGACGCCAGGACACAGAUAGCCAAGAUACCCGGGUGGCAGGACACCCUCGCCCGGCUCAUCAUCAAGACACAGGACAAUGACAACAACCUCCUUGGUGUGGAGAUGAACGGCUUCUUCAGUACCAAACAGCUCCAGGCAUCGGAGUCGUCCUUGGACAGUCUGACAACUGAAGACAUGGAUGCCAUUCCCUUGACUUCUAACCAUCCACCAUUCACAUCCGUUUCGAACACAGCAGAGGGCUUUUCAAACUCGAUCACAACGACGAGCAACGGAACUGCUGCGUAUCACGAGUCGGCUUCUCUGAACUCGGAAUCCCUUGAUCAAGACAAGUUGGAAAGGAGCCGUGCAGCCACGAUGCCGAUCUGCGCAAGUACAACACAAAUAAUAAUCGAUCGGACACACUGUAAUUCCGACAACUCACCUUCCAUGCCAAGUACAUUUCCAACCCAGUCCGAUUCAAGCUGGUCGUUACCUAUAUCUGUUGAUACUGAUUCCAUUGCAACGGAAAGCACAUUAAGCAUAGACACACCCGACGAUUCUAGCAUACUCUGUGCUGUUGAUAGUGGUGUGAGCCUGACGAGGCCAUCUGAUUUGAAUAUUUCAUUAUUAUCGGAGAGAGAUGAGCCUACCGCUAUCUAUGAUCUAAGCCCUGGCGGUAUCAUUCAGAAGGAAAGGAAUGAACAGACUUUGGUAGAUACCUUGAUAGAGAUUUGUGUUCAGAUUAUGUGGUUAGGAGUCGAUGGAAGCUCAGAGGAUACAUGGAUUGCCAGAGGUCAAAUCUUCAAGUGCAUCGCUGACCUCUCAAGCUCUCAUCAGAUCCUCCGUCCUGCCAAUCAGAUAAAGCGUCAGAUGCUGGAGAAGCUCCUAGAGGGCGCUGCAGGGGCCAUCAGGGCUGCUGGGACCUCAACGGCCGCUAACGCAGAGAACGCCCUCUAUCUUGUCAAGCUGGUGUAUGAUUUCUUGUUCGGUGUCGCUGGCUCUGAUCCAACAAGCUGGAGUGUUAAGCUGGAGGAAGGAGUAGUUGACCUUCUGGACAUCCUUCAAGUAUGGACGGAUACGAGUCACAUUGAGGAAUGGAAGGAGAUGUCUCGUCUUGGACUCAGGUUGCUGCUCAGGUUCUCCUCUCACAAUAACCUUGAGGAGAUGUCUCAUCUUGGACUCAGACUGCUGCUCAGGUUCUCCUCUCACAAUAACCUAGAGGUGAGAAUAAGAGAGAUAGAGGGAGAGAGAGAGAGAGAGACGGAUAUGAGUCACAUUGAGGAAUGGAAGGAGAUGUCUCAUCUCGGACUCAGGCUGCUGCUCAGGUUCUCCUCUCACAAUAACCUAGAGAUCUGUGCAAUGGCAUCUGCAAGACUACAUCACCUGAUCCAGUCUCGUCCCAUCACGUCACCCAGCGAAGCAUGCUUCUUCUUAGGCUCUCUAGACGAAGCCCUCAUCCAAAGUCUGGAUGAAACAGAUGGAAAGGAGGAUACCUUUGCGUACAUGAUCCCUCUAGCCAGGGCCAUGGUUGAUAAGUACAGGGAUGAGCUGGGCAUGUCAUCGUUCCUGGUCAACCUCCCGUCCACCGAAACCAGUCCGACGUUCGUUGAGGAUUUCAAGGAGUACUGCAAAUCGGAGGAGUGGAGGAUGUACAUUGAGAAACAGGUGCAGCCCUUCAUGCAUGAGUACAUCACCAACAACUACUCGGACAUCACAGCCAAGAUGUCCAAGUACUGGCGGAAGUGCUUUGACGUUCUCAACACCAAUAUCCAUAAGAGAGAGCGGGAGAGAGGAGAGAGCAAGCUAAAAUUCACUGUAAGUCAUGAUGUGUGCUUUUUGGAAGGGAAAGAAAAAGAAUGUUGCUUGAUAUGCUGUUUACUCAGUACCCAGGUGAUCGAGCCAUUCAACGCGAUGUGCAAGACAGAGAAUGCAAGACACGCCUCCACGUGCAUCAAGCUAACCAAUCAGCAUCAGUCUACUAUGAGACAAUGGAGGGCUGCAAAGAGGUUCCUGAUUGGUGAGAGGGGAGCAUGGGCAGAGAGGAAUCCACAGGAUAUCUUCUGGAAGCUGUCAUCGCAGGAAAACUUCUCUCGGAUGAGGCUCAAACUGAUGCAGAACUACAACUACGAUCAGCACAUAGAUGCUAGUCAGCAGAGAGAUAACACAGGUGUAGCUACUGAAUCCUCUCAAGCUCUCCCUCUGGGUGUGGCUAAAGAGGCAAGGGUCAGCGACAUGGAGCUACAAGAUGACCGACUGGGAGACGAAGAAUGGAACCUGGUCAACGUGGAAAGCGGUGGGGAGGAGCAAGGAGAGACGGUCAAGGAGAAGGUGGUCAUCUCUGAGGAAUGCCAGCUGAUCACCCUGGUGGACGUCAUCCCGGGCAAGCUGGACAUCACUACCACUCACGUCUACUUUUAUGAUACCAGCCCGGAGAAAGAGGAAGUGUUUGGUCAAGACUUCAAGUGGUCGCUGUCCCAUCUGAGAGAGGUCCAUCUGCGUCGUUACAACCUGAGACGUAGUGCCAUUGAGGUGUUCUUCAUCAACCAAACCAACUACUUCAUCAACUUCAAGGACAGGAAGACAAGAAACAAGGCAUAUAGCCGGAUUCUAAGCCUGAGACCUCCCAAUCUGUACUACACUGGAGCCAAGUCCCCGGCAGACCUUCUCAAGGCAUCAGGUCUCACUCAGAAGUGGAUUAACAGAGAGAUCUCCAACUUUGACUACCUGAUGCAGCUCAACACGAUAGCAGGGAGGACGUACAAUGACCUGAGCCAGUAUCCAGUGUUUCCAUGGAUCCUGUCGGACUAUUCUUCAGAAGAGCUUGACCUUGAGAACCCAGAAGUAUUCCGUGACCUUUCCAAACCAGUUGGGGUUGUCAACCCAAAGCACAUUCCAGAAGUACAGGGAAAGUAUGAGAACUUUGAGGAUCCAUCAGGCACUAUCGACAAGUUCCACUACGGUACUCACUACUCUAAUGCAGCAGGGGUCAUGCACUACCUUGUACGUAUGGAGCCGUUCACAAUGCUGCACAUCCAGCUUCAGAGUGGAAGAUUUGAUUGUGCAGACCGUCAGUUCCAUUCUAUCGAGUCUCUAUGGGAUACACUGAUGGAGAACCCUAAUGACGUCAAGGAACUCAUCCCAGAAUUCUUCUACUUGCCAGAGUUUCUUGUCAAUGCAAACCAAUUUGACCUUGGAUGCCUACAGACGGGAGAACCAGUGGAGGAUGUCAUCUUGCCAAAGUGGGCCAAGACCCCCGAAGACUUCAUCCACAAGCACAGACAGGCUCUUGAGAGUGACUAUGUUUCCAGCCAUCUCCAUAAUUGGAUAGAUCUGAUCUUUGGUUACAAGCAGAAGGGACCUGCUGCUGUGGAAGCUCUCAAUGUCUUUUACUACUGCACUUAUGAAGGUGCUGUGGACCUGGAUGCUAUCAAAGAUGACAUUCAGCGUCAGGCCGUAGAAGGCAUGAUCAAUAACUUUGGCCAGACGCCUUGCCAGCUCCUGAAGGAACCCCACCCUCAGAGACGUCUUGCCUCAUCACCGGAGGAGAGCACCAGGUCCAAGGGGCUCAUGAGGACGCAACCAAACUUCAGCAACAUCUUUGAGCAUCUGGAUGAACUCAAGGCUUUCUUUGUGGAGGCAUCAACGGCUGACAAUGACCCACUGGUCUAUGUGAGAGUACCCAAGAGUCAGACUAAGUCUUUCAUCUAUCAAGGCAUGCCUGAUACCAUGGUGACCGUGACUCAGAAGGGCGUGGUCGGUACCCACAGCUGGCUCCCGUAUGACAAGAGCAUCUCCAACUACUUCACCUUUGACCGGGACUCCACCCUCCUCAGCUCCAAAACUCGGAAGUUGGUGAGUGGCCCUUUCGCACCCGGCAUGCAUGUGACCGCCAAGCUGUUUGUGGCGACACACGACGCCCGUCUCCUGUUCGUAGUUGGACACUGGGACAACAGCCUGCGUGUGUUCAACCUUAAGAGCAGUGGCCGUCUCGUCGCACACGUCACUCGUCACAUGGACGUCGUCACGUGCAUAGCGCUGGAUGGGUGUGGCAUGCAGCUCAUCACUGGGUCACGUGACACCACCUGCAUGGUCUGGGAGAUAACGUAUCAGAAUGGUGUGGCAAGUGGUAUCAACAACAAACCCAUCCAGACCCUCUAUGGUCAUGAUGAUGAAGUCACUUGUGUUGCUCUUAGCUCUCAGCUUGAUAUGGCUGUGUCAGCUUCAAAGGAUGGUACCAUCAUUGUCAACACGAUCUUGAAGGGCCAUUACAUCCGGACCCUGAGACCCCCGAAUGAUCCUAACGCCCCCCUCUCCAUCCCCUGUCUGGCUAUCUCAGAGGAGGGACACAUCAUCAUCCAUCUUAGACAGCCUGCUGCUAGCAAGCAUAUGCAGGGGAAAGGUAUCCCAAGCAAGCAGUCUGCUGCAAGCAAACCGGCUCCGGAUCACUGCAGCCUUCAUCUGUAUUCAGUCAACGGCAAGCAUCUAUGCACUGAGAUGAAUGCAGGGUGUCUCACCGACAUGGAGGUCGUAGAAGACUUCCUGUUGACCUCCGACAGUAGAGGGAUCAUAUGCUUCAGGAAGAUAUUUGAAUUAAAGGCAGUGACCACCAUGCGUCUUCAGCUACCAGUUCACUGUCUGUCCGUUGUACCGUCAAAGAGCCAGGUACUAGCUGGCUUACGGGAUGGUAAGCUCAUCAUCGUAUCCAUCGACAGACUUCCUGAAGCAAGAAAAAUAUUUUGAGGGUGAGAACACAGAGCUCAGGAUAGAAGAAAUCCUCACGUCUUCCAAGCUUGAAAUCAACCAAGAUGCCUUUCACGCUGGACUCCCCACGUAACCAGGGACUCCUCAUGUAACCAGGGACCCCCCACAUAACCAUGGACCUAAACACAUUGCUGGAGUAGAACCAUACCUGAGGGUUGUACUAAACACCAAGCUAGCUGAUUCAAAAGGUCUUUGUCGAGAGUUGGGGAAUGAAGUAGAGGUCAAAUGAGGUCAAAUGUAGGUCAAUAGGAGGUCAUGUGGUAUAGUCAAACCUGUCUAGUAAGAGAAAGUGGCCAGUGUGGACAGGUGGCCUUUCUAUACAGGUUUUACAACAUGCAUUUCUCUCUCAAAGGAGACAAAAUGCAUGGCCCCUAUAAACAGGUGGCCUUAAUAGAGAUCAUUAACACAGGUUCGACUGUAUUAGUGAAGAGAAGGUAAAUAUGAAUAUUGUCAGGCAAAUAUCUUGUAGGGUCAAGUAAGGUCAGACUAGAUAGGACUCUUUAUAUAAAUGCUGCAUGCACAUACAUGUACAAACCAUGUAUGAACCAUGUUGACUUAACUCAAUAGACAUGGUACAACAAAAGUGGUAAUUUUUUUUUAAAUUUCUUCUUUUGUAUUUGAGUAACCAUGCCAACCUCUCACUUUUCAUACAUUAAACCUUUUCUGAAAUAAAUGCUGUCCUUGCACUUUUCACUUCAUCUAAAAUUCACAAAAAUGUUAGAUUUAUAAUAUAACGAUGCCAAACACAAUUCUGUUUUUUCCAGUUGAAAACUCAAAUGAUCAAUAGUCAUGUGGUAUUUAUAUAGCUUAUACCUGUAAAUACAUUUAGUCAGUUUAGAAUGAGUAGAAAAGAUAAAAAAGAAAACUGGCCCAUGACCCUAUUUCAAGUUGUUUCAUACUCAGCUGAUCAUUACUGUGGAUUUAUUUUAAAAAAGAGUCACUAACUUCAGUACUUUAUUAGAGAGGUCAUGCAUGUAUAUUUAUAAUACUGAGGUGGUUGGAUGUAGCAGCCUAUAAUGCAUCAGUUAAAUUGUCAAUUUGAGGAUCAGGGAAGAAGGAAAUGGACAGCUCAUUUUGUAAACCACUGCUAUUCUCAGGGAUGGUUUUAAAUACCGGAAGGCAAUGCAAGUAACGGUUGUCUGCUGUAAGCCUAUGAAGUUCUUGGGAACUCUGUACAGAUUAAUAAAACCUUGUCUCUUUUUUUACCUCCGAAUUCACCUGUGAAAUGUAGAACUCUGGAUUGAGCUUUUGUGUACAUUUGUUACAUCCUUUCAAGUUUGCUUCAAACCAUUGAAAAUUAAUUAUAAAUGAAAAUAUAACAUCUCCAGCAUGUAAAAAGGGCAUUUCAUUUCUACAUUUACUCACAUACACAAAAUGAGAUUGUGUAUGAUUCCAUUUUGAUACCUGAAGAAAAGGAUAUUUAUGCAACACAUGUAGGAACUCGCCCUUUAUUUGAAAAAUACAUCUUGUACAGCUUCUGUUAUAAAACAGUGAAAAAAACAUUGCUACAUGUACAUUAUAUACAUGUAGACCAAAGGAUAAACUUGAAGUGUGCAUGGGAAAGCUUGUCUUAUCCAGGUCCUUUAUCAGAGAGAGGGGGGAAGAGAGAGGGAGAAAGAGAGAGAGAGGGGGAGAGAGAGACUAGUUUUAUCUGUUCAGAACAAGAAGUGCAUUGACUCUGCUUAAAAGUGUCAUCCUAAAGCCCUUCUUUUGUGAAGAUAGUAAACAUGUUUGCUCCGCCUCCAACCCGUUGUCAUCUAUUGAAGGAGAUAGUUAUGUGUUACUCUUAUGUAUAUCUGUUUUAUUAUGAAUAACAAGCCAAAUCAAAUAGUUACUUACUGAGUUAUCAAUAAAUACUUAUAGUUCUUUAAAGAUUAUAUUGAAAUUAUAGUUGUGCAUGUACGUGCCUGUAAAUUAUAAGUGGUGUGUUAUUGGAGGUUACGUUUCCAUUGAAACUUGCUUUACUUUGCUGUAAAAGUUGUGUGAAUUGAAAUACCAAGUGCAAAUAUUCUCAAAGUGGAUUUUUCUUUUUUUUUAAAGAUAUAUAUGUCAUUGUAGUCGAGUUUAGAUAUUUGCUGAAGGUUACUGAUAUAAUGCUCAUCAUGCAGAACAUAAUAUUUUUUAUAUUUUUGUUGUUCGUUUAGAUUUGUGGAGUAUUGUACAUUGUAGGUACAUUCUUAAAUCAUGACAAAAUAGGAAAUGGAUUGGUAUAAAUAUGUCUUGAUACUUGGGAAGUACAAACUAGUCAAUGUACAUUUCAAUGUCACAUUGCAAGAGACAGCCUGUGACAAGUUCAGGGAUGCCAGUUUUCAGGCAAUAGCCUGAAUUCAGGCCCUGGUGAGUUAUUUUCAGAAUAAAAUAGCAAAAUAGCUCAUUUUAGGUGAUUUUCAAGCCCUCUGAUCAAUUCUAACUGGCAUCCCUGCAAGUUAUAUGUGUGUUGUAUGUUUGCUCCUAAAUAUCUCUACAUGUAAUUUUAUAUACCGGUAGCUGUUCUUAUUUUGGUAGGUGGAGUUUACAGGUGGCAAGUUCAGAUGAACAGAUUGUUCAAUGAUAUAUAAAAGAAAAUGUGUAUGUUUGCCUUUAAUACAAAGAAAUAUGUUAGCACACUUCGAAAAAUUAUACUUAACUACAUUUUAUACUGCAAUUUAUUUUUCCUCUAGCAUUGUCAGAGCUGGAUGCAGUGUCUUAGAAAUAUAUAGUUAAAUGCUUAAAUAUUUUCAGUGCAGCCAAUUAUUUUGCCUUUGUUGCAUGUAUGCCUUAUAUGGUUGCAAGAAAAGAAUUUUCUGAACGCUAUUGUACAUUUCGUUUUCAAUAAAAGUGUGUAUUGAUUUGAUAUUCUGUCUGGUUAUCUGAUUCACAUACAAAUAUAAUGUUCAUUGUUUGUCUAGGUUAUUAACAUUGUGAUAUAUUAAGUAUAUUUAAAUGCUUGUGAAUAUAAACCCUGCUCUUUCCUAGCUAUCUGCCUUUUUUUUUUGUAUAUAUACUUCAGGAAAGCGCACCAAAAACCUGCACAAGUGUUAGAACUUAAAAGUAUAUUUCGGAGUCUAAUUUCUCAUCACGUUCUCAGAGAGCAGGAAACGAUAAAUGUCGUGGAAUUUGUUCCCCUUUGUAUUUUCCCUAGCUAUCCUGCCGCUCCUCGUAAACCAUUGUUGUGUAGUCUGUAUUCAUUCCAAAGUGUUAUCGCAAUAUUUAUGUACACUUUAUAUUAUCAAUACAUCUAUGGUGUCAGAGUUCAAAUAUUUGUACUAUUAUUAUUAUUGUGUUAGUGUUUUCCGUAUUCAUGUAAUAUAAAUCUGUGGAGAAGAGUUAUCAUGCAAAGAGAUAAAUGGAAUAUAUCUGUGACACAAUUUGUGUGUAAAUGUUUAUUUUGCAGCAUGUGAUUGAAUUAAGUAAAUUAAUUUUUAUUCUUGUGGCUUAAGUCAAGUGGCCUCUGUGAGAAAUUAGACGAUAAAUGAUUUUGAUAUUUUAAUGUUAUUUUCAGUGAAUUAAGAAUUGUUAUGGCAAACGUGUAUGUAUCACAAACAUAACAAAUAAGUAUAUUGAAGAUGCAAUGGAAACUAAUAGUAAUGUUUGAAGAAGAUUGUAGGGCUUCAUAUGAAAACUAAGUAUCCUAAAUGUCAACUAUUCAAACUGUAAUCUUGUACAACAGUUUACACUUGUACAAGAAUUAUUACUCCCUAAUAAUACAUGUAGACUAAAUCAAAACUUCAGUAACAUCAUGCCUUCAUCAUUAGGUCACAUGGUAUUCCAGGAUGUGAAACUGUCUUGAGUUUUUUUCUCACUUUUUCUUUACAUCUAUAUCUAAAAAAGGGCACCUUUGUAAGUAUGUAUGUGUGUGCCCUUCAUUAAUAUAUUGUCUACUUCUGCAUCCAGACAACAAUAUUGUCCACUCUGUCAGCCGGAGAGCAAAAUAAAUUUAAGCCCUUCUGACUCUCCGCAUUAAAAAAAAUAUAUACAUGUAGCUACCUGUAUAUCAGCAAACAUUUAUCUUCCUAAACUAGCCUUACAAUGUACACUAACAAAUGUCUAUAUAUAUAUAUAUAUAUAUAUAUGGCCAUCAUGGAAAAUAUAUGAACAGAACAUUUUGUCUGUUGAGCCAGAAGGCCCAAUACAUACUACAUUCAAAGAAAACCAUACCAUCAAUGGAUAUAUUAAUAGAGAGAUGGUGAUAGCGCUGUGUUGUGAAGAAAGAUAGUUUGCAAGUUGUCUUUAAUAUGCAUGUAUAGCGAGGGAUUACGUCUUUUUGCAAGGUUUGUGUUUAGAAAUAUUGUGGUACAUGUAUUUCUUUGGAAUAGUCUGUAAAAGAGUCCACUCAUAUAUUAUUUUAUGAUUUUAAUAAGUAGAAUUUAUUGAAUGUAAGUGCGAAGGAAGGAGACUAAUGCUAUUUGUUUAAAUGUAUUCUGUAUGAGUGAGGGAUAAGAUGUCAUUAUGUAUGUUAUAUGUUUGUAAAAAAAAGAUAACUAAAAGAGAGACGUCAUAUGCAUUUUAUAUUCCUUAGUGAAGGUGUACAAUCAGAAUAUCCGACCAAUGAGAAAUGAUUCAUAUGAUGUAAUUUAUAUAUUGAUGAAUAGAGGAAUAAAAGAUCUUUAUUUCAAGAACUGUA